Pisolithus orientalis is the source of this 913-nucleotide messenger RNA. RefSeq lists its product as uncharacterized. The transcript has 8 exons. The record is from RefSeq and is a predicted model, not a curated record. The coding region runs from base 1 to 642 and encodes 213 amino acids. NCBI's taxonomy places the organism in Eukaryota, Fungi, Basidiomycota, Agaricomycetes, Boletales, Pisolithaceae.
AUGCCUGGUGACCUUCGUCUGGCAGCCACAAUUUGCAACCGCGCACGGGUGACUCUCUUGUUCUGCCUGGACCUCCUGGAAGGUGGGUGCAUUUGUAAACCCGCCAACCCUUCCCGAUCGUGCUGUGGGAACAAGCAGUGCAGCGAUGGUGUGAAACCGGCAUCUGCUUCUGAGCAGGCCCUCGUACGGGUUUACCAAAGCUUGCUAAGGGUCUCCGCGGGGGAUAGAACAACAACAAGAAAUGAAGAAAUACCUCCAGAACAGCAAGGUCCUGAUGGAAGGUCUCAUUCUCGGAGCGACGCACACAAUUUUGAGGCCUCUGGUUGUACCGACGCAAGACGGCAUCCAUGGAACUGUGAGACCGUGCCACUUCACCAUGACAGAGUAAUGGAAUGGCUUGCUUCUGAAAACUUGGGCCAGUGGCGACAGAAAUGCAAGCCUUAUGAGAAUGAGCGCUUGCAUGGCAGGCCGUCGUUAUCCCCUCUCCCACCUCGAGUUUCUGCGGGAAAUGUGGCCAGACCGACAGGGCCGAUUGCGAUGAUGUGGAGUGCUAAUGUAUUUGCCACCUUCAAGAACACAAUAGAAGUCACGGAAGUGAAUUGGAACGUCGCGCCUGUGGCGAAGACCUCCACUGAUAUCUGAGCCACAGCACGAGGACCGCCACAGUUCCGCACCGGCGGGCCGCCUGAUAUACUGCGGACACUUCACGUAUACAAACAUGAUUCGACUUGGCCCCUCACGACUGCGGUUCCGCAAGCUGUCAAGCAACAGAACCCACUGAAUGUGUUUGAUUUGUCCAUGCAAUAACCAGGGAAAUAAACGAAAGAUGAAAACACACCUUUUUCAACUGACUUUAAAUUUGGACGUGUGGCCAUCAACACCAAUAUGUAAUUCGGUUUCAGACUGUCGGGUG